Molecule: messenger RNA, 483 nt
Organism: Postia placenta MAD-698-R-SB12
Lineage: Eukaryota; Fungi; Basidiomycota; Agaricomycetes; Polyporales; Adustoporiaceae
Exons: 4
Coding region: 36-233 (65 amino acids)
Source: RefSeq, a predicted model, not a curated record
CGACUGACCACGGCGUCGACACAUACGUGGGCACGAUGACUCGGGGCAACCAGCGCGAAACGGACCGCUUGAAGGCCCAGAAAAAGGCAGCCCAGGCCAAGAACAAGCCAAAGGAGAGCGCGAGCACACUGCAACAGCGCCGCGAGAAAGAUGCCGAGAUCCUGAGACAGAAACAGAAGAAGAAGGAGGAGGACAAGGCGGCGGGGGCGGCAGGGGACGGCGGGAAGAAAUAACAUGUUUGAGGAGAGUGUUCCCAUCGCACGCCCGCCCGAUCCCGACGCCACCGGGUUGGUGAAAGACGGGACGCAAGAGCGUCUCAUUGAUUUGCUCCUUGGUGUUCGGGACCUGUGCACAUCUUUUCCGUUAAUUUGUCUCGUCUGUCUGCGGCGGCACUGUUGUGUUCCCGGGUGUACUCUCUUAUGAUAUUUAGAUCUCUGCGGACAAUCAUGGGCAGUGGAUGAUGAAUUCAUCCAUUUUGUUGUC